Molecule: messenger RNA, 1741 nt
Organism: Megalobrama amblycephala (Wuchang bream)
Lineage: Eukaryota; Metazoa; Chordata; Actinopteri; Cypriniformes; Xenocyprididae
Product: endochitinase 2-like
Exons: 18
Coding region: 616-1698 (360 amino acids)
Source: RefSeq, a predicted model, not a curated record
UGUGUGUGUGUGUGUGUGUGUGUGUUGGCCUUUGUGAUUUAUGAGGACAUUUCGUAUGAAUACACGCCACAUUAUGAGGACAUUUUGAAUUAUGAGGACAUGGCCGGUGUCCUCAUAAUUCGGGCAAUGUAGAAGUGCUCCAGUAGCUAGGGGGAGCUGAAAUCCAAAAUUUCUCCACAUGUCUUUAUAAUUCACAUAAACCUGAAUUUGUGUAUGACGUGUGUAUCGGAAGUGCGCCUCUGUAGCCGGGACUUGGUACUGCGCCUCCUCAUUAAUUAUUAAUACGUGUGUAUGAAAUCGCGGCUUCUGAUUGGCUGACCGCCGGAAGUCCUCAUAAUGUCGGAAUUUGUCAAACUCAAGCCAUGUUAACACAGUUCUACAACAAAGACGGUAACGGAAAAUAUAUAAUUUUAAGUAUAAAAUAAUAGCCACGUAUUACAUUUACUAAAUUAUAUAUAAAAAGCACUGCAAACUGAACCCUCUAAUCCCACCUGACCGAAGCCUUUUCUCUGUGGAUGUCUGACGACGACGUCAUCUCUCAUCGCCCCUAAGAUAACUUCAGAGACUGAAGAACCUGCCUCACUCGUCUGUGGAGAUGGGAGUAAAACAUCACUGAUGAUAACUUCAGAGAGUGAAGAACCUGCCUCACUCGUCUGUGGAGAUGGGAGUAAAACAUCACUGAUGAUAACUUCAGAGAGUGAAGAACCUGCCUCACUCGUCUGUGGAGAUGGGAGUAAAACAUCACUGAUGAUAACUUCAGAGAGUGAAGAACCUGCCUCACUCGUCUGUGGAGAUGGGAGUAAAACAUCACUGAUGAUAACUUCAGAGAGUGAAGAACCUGCCUCACUCGUCUGUGGAGAUGGGAGUAAAACAUCACUGAUGAUAACUUCAGAGAGUGAAGAACCUGCCUCACUCGUCUGUGGAGAUGGGAGUAAAACAUCACUGAUGAUAACUUCAGAGAAUGAAGAACCUGCCUCACUCGUCUGUGGAGAUGGGAGUAAAACAUCACUGAUGAUAACUUCAGAGAAUGAAGAACCUGCCUCACUCGUCUGUGGAGAUGGGAGUAAAACAUCACUGAUGAUAACUUCAGAGAAUGAAGAACCUGCCUCACUCGUCUGUGGAGAUGGGAGUAAAACAUCACUGAUGAUAACUUCAGAGAGUGAAGAACCUGCCUCACUCGUCUGUGGAGAUGGGAGUAAAACAUCACUGAUGAUAACUUCAGAGAAUGAAGAACCUGCCUCACUCGUCUGUGGAGAUGGGAGUAAAACAUCACUGAUGAUAACUUCAGAGAGUGAAGAACCUGCCUCACUCGUCUGUGGAGAUGGGAGUAAAACAUCACUGAUGAUAACUUCAGAGAAUGAAGAACCUGCCUCACUUGUCUGUGGAGAUGGGAGUAAAACAUCACUGAUGAUAACUUCAGAGAGUGAAGAACCUGCCUCACUCGUCUGUGGAGAUGGGAGUAAAACAUCACUGAUGAUAACUUCAGAGAGUGAAGAACCUGCCUCACUCGUCUGUGGAGAUGGGAGUAAAACAUCACUGAUGAUAACUUCAGAGAGUGAAGAACCUGCCUCACUCGUCUGUGGAGAUGGGAGUAAAACAUCACUGAUGAUAACUUCAGAGAGUGAAGAACCUGCCUCACUCGUCUGUGGAGAUGGGAGUAAAACAUCACUGAUGGUAAUUGUGAAGGUAACACUUUAGAAUACUGAUCCUUCAUUAAUGAAUAACUACACAGGAACAAAUG